Leptinotarsa decemlineata (Colorado potato beetle) is the source of this 1885-nucleotide messenger RNA. RefSeq lists its product as uncharacterized. The record is from RefSeq and is a predicted model, not a curated record. Lineage: Eukaryota; Metazoa; Arthropoda; Insecta; Coleoptera; Chrysomelidae.
GUGGUUUCGGAGAUGAAAGAGGAUAUUUCGGUCCAUGGAAAACCUGUAAAUUAUUAUUGUACAAUAGAGAGCGAUGUGGGAGUGAUGCAUCUAGGUUCAAAGUUUCAAUUUUUGUAUGGGUUGCGGGUCUGAUAGCAUCUAUUGGGGUGGCAGUUCUUGGUGUUUUCUGUUUUCUCAGUGUACUGCAAUUGGCCAUGUUGAACUCCAAGGAACAAGUCGUCGUUAAAUACAGUAUCGUUGUGAUAUCCAAAGUGGGAAUUGGUUUGCUAUCAGCAUUAUUGGCGAUUGUAGCAGCCGGCCUAUUCGCUCUGCAGAUAGACGACAGAGAAAACAACGGAUUCGAGAUCACUCGAGGGCCAGCAUUUUACAUUCAGAUACUAUUGAUAGUACUGAAUUCAGCGCUUUUCGUCAUGGCUCUCUACGAUAUGUUUUUCGCCAGGCGAGAGGGAGGCGAUCCUACAACGGUUUCAGUACCAGCAGAAGCAACUACAUACGGAAAUCCAGGUUUCAGGGAUCCAAGGUCAAAUGGUGGAGGCAUCUCCAUGACGGAUGCCAGCGGAAAACCGUACACGAUGGCCUCCAACGGUAGUAUGGCUUCCAUGAACACUACUUCCACGACCGUAGGAUCAACCAAUGGGUCAACCGUGACAUCUUCGAUCACUCGUUCGCCGUUGCGGUCGAGCUUGAAGAAGCCGAAGCCCAAGGACGGGCUGGGCAUUCAGAAUCCCGGAUAUUCCGGAACAUCGCCCACGAUGGGCCGAAACGGCAGCAUGAAAAAAGUGAGGAUACAGACUCAUAGCACGGAAGUAUAGUGAUGCAGACUGCGUACAAACUUUUUGGAACGAUUAUUGUGUUGAUAGAUAUCAGGGUUUUGGUGGCGGGAGGGGGGGGUGAAGCAGAAUCUUGAUUCUUUAAUCAGCUUUCCGAAUCAAGUCGUCAAUUUUGAUACAACAUGGAUUACACUGAGAAGUAACGAAAGAGUAUAUUUUUGAGUAUUUUUAUUCCUCUUUGUUUUUUUUCUUUCGCCAUUACUAUGAUUGAACAAUCGAAAACUAUUCAUUCUCUCAUUCUUUCAAACUGUUUUCCAUCGGGUGAAAUAUGCGCACAAUGUGAGGAGUGCACUACACAGCAUAUUAGGUUUUAUCUGUUGAUUGCCCUAUUUGAAAUUCGAUAAUGAAGUUAUCUUCAUGAGGUUACCCUGUGACCAAAUUUCAAUAACCUCAUUUGGGUUCAGAAAAACAUGUAUUCAAUACGGUGCUACUUCAAAUAAAAUGUGUCUGAAAUAAAACAUUUCAUUAAAAUGCAGCUGAAUUUCUCCAUAUAGGCUAAAAUAAUAGUCACUCGAAAAAGGUUUUUCCGAAUGGCAUUUUUCAAUAUAUAGAAAAAUAACUCUAUUUUGGUAAUUUUUUGGAAAAUUUGUAUCACGUGACUACUAAUAUUUUCCACCCCAGUAAAGCAAAAUAAAAAACAAUUGUACGAGUUGUACAAAAAGUAUAUGAAAAUUUCUUUUGUCACUAGUGGUUACGCGAAACACCAAUGUAAAAUUCAAUUUCAGCGCUUCUGGAGGGCUUAAAAAAGAUUUACUUCAAGUUCAACGUGAGGUUUUUCGAUCUAGACAAAAAAUUUAAAUGAUGUUAAGAGUUUCUGUAAGGCAGUUGUACAAAAAUUGCAUUGGACAUGUGAUGAUAUCAGGUUUUCAGCUCUGAAGGACUAAAAAUGUGUUUUCGUUUAUUUUCAACACAAAGUUUCAAUAUCUAUAGCACAAAUUAGAAUGACUCCGAAUAACAAUUCAGCAUUGACAUUCGGAAGUACAAUUUUUUAUUUUGUGAUGUGAUUCCACAAAAAUAGCGAUACACGCAAUUGAAAAAUUGUGGAUUUCUCUCCA